ACACAACCAGCGUCGUCGUUUUGAGUAGGAUUGAACCUGAAAACCUAAACCCUAAAACCCUAGUCGCACCCAAAUCUCUCCCAGACGAAAAGGGACCGGACUCCGAUGUCGGACAGAGAAGAUUACGACUCGGACGCGCCGGAGGAGUUCACAGCCGAGCAGGGAAUACAGCAAGAACAAGAACUCAGUAAGCUUCAGAAAGAGAAUAAGGCCAGGGUUGCUCGUGAAGGAAAAGAACGUCGUAGAAAAUGGGCCCAGAAGAAAACACCACGGAAAGCUACUACCCAGGUUGAAAGUGUUCAAGAUGCUUCUGAAAAUGAAACACUUGAAGAAUCUUCUAUGGGCACUGCUGGGAUGCUUCCUUCUAACAUUGUUGAACUGCUUGCAGCUCGUGAGAAGCAAGUUUUUUCAGACUCUGAUGAUGAGAAGGAUGACUUGAAGCCUACUAAGAAGAAAAAACGAAAAAGCUCAGGGGUUGAAACUAUUAUUCUGAAUCAGACAGCUCCUCCUCCAUGCUUAGAGAAGUCCUUGGAAUUCUUAAAGCAAAGGAAAAUGCAGGUCCCCAGAUCACAAGCAGUAUUAAAUAACUCAAGCCAAGCAUUACGCUUUCUCACUUCUUCGGGCGUGUUGAGUAAAAAGCUGACAAACUAAAAAUGUCAGUAUCUUUUUCUUCUCAAUGUAUGCUUUUGUAUUUUUAUUCUCUCACUGAUCAUAGUGGCUCCUGAUGAGCACUUGGAAAUGAUUGAUGAACAAAUAGAGUGAUCAUGCCUAUGGGUUAUUCCUUAUUCCUUAUCUACAAUUUUUUGUAACUGCAUUGUUCUC
This is a messenger RNA of Fragaria vesca subsp. vesca, 822 nucleotides long. RefSeq lists its product as uncharacterized. NCBI's taxonomy places the organism in Eukaryota, Viridiplantae, Streptophyta, Magnoliopsida, Rosales, Rosaceae. Bases 106 to 651 code for a protein of 181 amino acids. The record is from RefSeq and is a predicted model, not a curated record. The transcript has 5 exons.